AUGAAUGCUUGGAAUGUGCCGUCGAAAAACAGGUUUCAUACGGCCUUUGGUGAGGCAGUUGCGUCACGAAAACUGUUGAGGAGUCUAAGCAAUGGAAGGUUGGCAGCAUCUGGACAGAGUCCUCUUUGUGAAAACCACAUUCAUCCCUUUUAUCAACUGAAUAAUGCUGAAAGAGGUAUCUUGUGUGCAACAGAGAAUGGCCCACAAUUGCUAGGCGGUAAAAAAAUUGUUCCGGUAUUAAGAAGUUCUGAUUUGGGCCGGAAAGAGGUGUUGACGAACGCAAGGUUAGUUUUCAAAUCUGUCGUGGGCAUCAACAAAUUGCUAGGCAGCUAUCAUAAGUUUGGCGAGGAAAAACCUUUAGCUAUAAUCGCAGAUCGCGAUAUUGACCAGCUGCUGCGAUCCAGUCGCUUAGGCACUACUCAAGUACUGAAGCUCCAGGAGUUUUCUGCCCUAUUGCAGGAGCAGAAAUCUCCCGCAAACCACCUUCAGAUUGCCAGUAUAGUAGACUCUUUGAACUCCGAUACCCACGAAGCUCAAGUGUUUAGCGAGGAAGUGUUUUUGUAUAUCUUACAGCAUUUCUGCAACUCCAAGCAUGGUAUGAUAAGUGUUGCUCUUUCGAUUGUUGAUUUCCUUCAGAAAGAUAUCGAUGAAUUGAGGGAAGCGGAGGUGCUUUUACUUCAAUGGCUUGUAACCAUCAGACAGAAAAAUGUUCCAAGAGAUCAAGAUAUAAUUGAGGCCUUUUCCAAUUUAACUGUUGCUAUUUCUGAUAGGUUUCACAUUUCCAACUGUAUCCUACACUUUUCCCCACCUGUGACCCAGGCGGUCCUUGAGUUCUAUCUUGACGCAGGUUUGUUGUCCGAAAGCAAACUGCUGUUCACGGACUUAAUAAGUAAGCGAUUUUGCGUAAAGUCGAAACUAGUGGAGAAGUAUCUGGCUCUUAUCGAAGACAAAGUGACAAUAGCCGAUUUGAACGACCGACUCUUGAAAAAAUUCGCAUAUAUUUCGGAUUUUAGACCUGUAUUCGAGACUACUCUCACACCAGGGAUCACAGAAAUCUUGAUCUCUUAUUGCAGACAUUUCGAUGAAGUUAUAUCUUUAUUGGAGCUGGUAGAGCGCUCUAAAGCUACCAGACAGAUAUGGGAUCACGUUUUGCCGCAGUUGGUACGCAGGAUUUCGCUGUUGGAUGUUAACCCGGUAGUCAAUUCCUGUAACUUGACUGUUAUUCUAAACAGGGCCAAAAAUUUCUACGGUUCGGCUCUUUCUAGCAAAGUGCAACGUGCUUUCAUAGUUCAAUAUGCGGCGAACGGAAAUUUUACCAUGGUGACUAAGCUGAUAAGGGGAUAUGAACAGCACCUCAAUCCUAAUUUCUAUGCCAGCCUUUUAAGCGCAUCGACCGACAGCAAUAUCUGCUCUUCGGUGCCAGGGUUUCGUCCUCAGGAAAAACGGGGUUUUCUCGUAUCAAUGGUUCUACCCCACUAUGAUGAAUUAUCUUUGGCAGCGAAGCGCAUUGUACUUGAGAAUGCUGAUUCAGAAGAGCUUCUAAAGCCUCUCAUCUUAUCAGAGUUGGCAAUUCAAGCAAGAGGGGGUAAAGCAUUAGUUUCGGAGGCUGUUUCCUGGGCGGAACGUCGCGGAUUGAACCCUAAUGUUCGUGUAGAAGUCAAUGAAUGA
Molecule: messenger RNA, 1668 nt
Organism: Lachancea dasiensis
Lineage: Eukaryota; Fungi; Ascomycota; Saccharomycetes; Saccharomycetales; Saccharomycetaceae
Source: the annotation of a GenBank genome assembly